This is a messenger RNA of Rotaria socialis, 1245 nucleotides long. Lineage: Eukaryota; Metazoa; Rotifera; Eurotatoria; Philodinida; Philodinidae. The record is from the annotation of a GenBank genome assembly.
AUGCCUGAAAAAAUUGAAGCAACAACUGAUGAACACAAUAAACAUUCUAAGUAUGUAGGAUCACUACCAGAUAUGCCAAUGGAAGCAUUACUUUCACUUGGUCCACCAAAUAAUUGUGGUAAUACACCAUCAGUUCGACUAUUUCUUGCUAAAUAUCAUGCCUUUCCAUGUUCAUUAUAUUGUACUGCUGAUGAUACAAGUGCAUUGUUACAUGCAACAACGAUUGUUAAUUAUAUUCGUGAUGAAUUAAAACAUGACUUAAAUACAGAUCGUAUAUCUCGAAAUUAUAAUCGAAGCACAAAACAAAUGUACGUCGAUGCACGUUUUUGUGAUUUAGGAAAUGGGAUCAUGAUUGAGAUCACUGAUGCAUAUUUCAGUUCUGACGUACAAAAUCCAAAUAAAUUAAAACCCGAUCACUCAGAUGAUUAUUUUUUACUUGCAUCACAAAUCACAUUUUACUACCUACCUGAAAAUGACACGUAUGUACAGGAAUUAGCAAGCACUUUUGCCAAAAUGACUGUAUUCUCAUCGAAAUCAUGUACACUACAAAUGGUUUGUCGUAAUCAACAUGGUUAUUAUCUCAAUAGUAUUAAUAUUAAAAAGCCAUUGAUUACUGAUCUAGCGCUUCAUUAUGGUAAAAAGUUUGUCUCAAUUCAUGACAAAAUUAGCAAAAAUUUAAAUAAAAAAGAAGGAAAAGGAAUUGUUCUUUUACAUGGUGUUCCAGGCUCCGGGAAAACACAUUACAUUCGAUAUUUAAUACAUGAAGUCGAAGAAAAAACCUUAAUCUACGUGCCACCAGAUAUGGCAAAAGAAAUCUCCUCGCCAGAAUUUUUACCGUUUCUCAUGCAAUAUCAAGAUUCAAUUCUUAUUAUUGAAGAUGCUGAAAAUAUCAUUAAAGAUCGAAAUGAAUGUUUAAUACCGUCGCAAGCUGUCGCUAAUCUUCUUAAUUUAUCUGAUGGCUUAUUAGGUGAUGCUAUGCAUCAACAAAUCAUUGCAACAUUUAAUUGUGAUUUAACAACAAUUGAUCCAGCUCUUUUACGAAAAGGACGUUUAAUUGCAAAUUAUGAAUUUAACAAAUUAGAUUUAGAAAGUUCAAAGAUUCUUUCAGAUAAAUUAGGAUUUGGUACUGAAAAGAUAACUGAGCCAAUGACACUUGCUGAAAUCUACAAUCAACGUGAGAUUGACGAAGAAUCAAACGUGAAUGGACUUGAAUCUACAACUAAUCAUGAAAAAAUAGAUGUUUAG